Penicillium canariense is the source of this 1068-nucleotide messenger RNA. RefSeq names its product aldo/keto reductase. The transcript has 5 exons. The record is from RefSeq and is a predicted model, not a curated record. Lineage: Eukaryota; Fungi; Ascomycota; Eurotiomycetes; Eurotiales; Aspergillaceae. The coding region runs from base 1 to 1068 and encodes 355 amino acids.
AUGACUGCUGAACUCCCACCCCUGCUAAAGGAGUCGAGAAAUAAAACUCAAGUCUCCUACAGGAGGCUAGGAGCCAGUGGGCUUUGGGUCUCCGUCCCUAUCCUUGGUGGUAUGAGUAUAGGCUCAUCAAAAUUUGGAUCAUGGAUUCUUGAGGAAGCGAAGGCACUUCCAUUGUUAAAAGCCGCAUUUGACCGUGGACUCAAUACCUGGGAUACAUCGAACAACUAUUCCAACGGCAAAUCCGAAGAAAUCAUUGGCAAGGCGAUAAAACAAUACAAUAUUCCUCGGCAUAAACUUGUCAUCUUGACAAAAUGCUGGGCACCUGUGAGCGAGCACGAGGAUACGUACGUUGUCCCAUUCGUGGAGGAAAUGCGAAAGGACAAGGAAUACGUCAACCAGUUUGGUCUUUCCCGCCAAGCCAUCUUCAAUGCUGUCGAUGCUUCGCUAAAGCGUCUAGGCCUGGAGUAUAUCGACGUCUUCCAGAUCCACCGCUUUGAUCCAUACACGCCCAUCGAGGAAACUAUGGAAGCUCUGCAUGACCUCGUUCGUAGUGGUAAAGUCCGCUACAUCGGGGCCAGCUCUAUGAGGGCCGUUCAGUUUGCGAUGAUGCAGGCCUGUGCUGAGAAACACAGUUGGACCAAGUUCAUCUCCAUGCAGAACCAGUACAGUCUGACAUAUCGAGAGGAAGAGAGGGAGAUGAACCGCUUUUGCAAUGAGACAGGAGUUGGUCUUAUCCCAUGGAGCCCUCUCGAUGCUGGUCGACUCGCACGCCCUCUACGGCAAGUUGGUACAACUGACCGUUUGGGGACCACAGGUCCCGCCGACAUCCCCAAUGCAGAUGCAAAGAUCAUCAAUCGAGUCGAAGAGGUAGCCAAGAAGAAGAACUGGACUAUGAGUCAAGUGGCCCUAGCUUGGGUCAGCCACCGUGUUGCAAGCCCCAUAGUCGGCUUUAGUUCGGUGGAAAGAAUCGAUGAAGCUCUAGGAUGUGGGCAUAAAAUUCUAACAGUCGAGGAGGAGGCUUGUCUUGAAGAGCCGUAUGUACCAAAGGCUGUUAGUGGUCAUGAUUAA